Molecule: messenger RNA, 1358 nt
Organism: Peromyscus eremicus (cactus mouse)
Lineage: Eukaryota; Metazoa; Chordata; Mammalia; Rodentia; Cricetidae
Gene: Rnf146
Product: ring finger protein 146
Exons: 2
Coding region: 130-1206 (358 amino acids)
Biological process (GO): ubiquitin-dependent protein catabolic process; Wnt signaling pathway
Cellular component (GO): cytoplasm; nucleus
Molecular function (GO): zinc ion binding; ubiquitin protein ligase activity; poly-ADP-D-ribose binding
Source: RefSeq, a predicted model, not a curated record
GAUACUGUUUUUCUUUUGCAGUACAGAGAAUGAACCGGCUGUGGAAGAGAAAACCCUCUACGUUGGCUGACAGCUGGUAAAGAAGAUGUUUUAUUUUUGUGACAGGUGCCUGUGGGAUCUGUGAUAGAAAUGAUGGCUGGCUGUGGUGAAAUUGAUCACUCGAUAAAUAUGCUUCCUACAAAUAAGAAGGCGAGCGAGUCCUGUUCUAGCGCUGCACCUUCUCUAACAGUUCCCGAGUGUGCCAUCUGCCUGCAAACGUGUGUUCAUCCCGUCAGUCUGCCCUGUAAGCAUGUUUUCUGUUAUCUGUGUGUAAAGGGCGCUUCAUGGCUUGGGAAGCGAUGUGCUCUUUGUCGACAAGAGAUUCCUGAGGAUUUCCUGGAUAGGCCAACCUUGUUGUCCCCAGAAGAACUUAAGGCUGCAAGUAGAGGAAAUGGUGAAUAUGCGUGGUAUUAUGAAGGAAGAAACGGGUGGUGGCAGUAUGAUGAGCGCACUAGUCGGGAGCUGGAAGAUGCUUUUUCCAAAGGUAAAAAGAACACGGAAAUGCUAAUUGCUGGGUUUCUCUAUGUUGCCGAUCUUGAAAACAUGGUUCAGUAUAGGAGAAAUGAACAUGGACGUCGCAGGAAGAUUAAGCGAGAUAUAAUAGAUAUACCAAAGAAGGGAGUAGCUGGACUUAGGCUGGACUGUGACACUAAUACUGUGAGUCUAGCAAGAGAAAGCUCUGCUGAUGGUGCGGACAGUGUAUCAGCACAGACUGGAGCUUCUGUUCAGCUUCCAGUGCCGUCUUCCUCAAGACCACUAACAUCAGUUGAUGGUCAGUUAACCAGCCCCGUAACACCAUCCCCGGAUGCAGGCACUUCUCUGGAAGACUCUUUUGCUCAUUUACAACUCAGUGGAGACAGCAUAGCUGAACGGAGUCACAGAGGUGAAGGAGAAGAAGAUCGUGAAUCACCAUCUUCUGGCAGAGUACCAGACACUUCCGUUGAAGAAACUGAAUCGGAUGCCAGUAGCGAUAGUGAGGAUGCCCCUGUGGUGGCUGCACCACACUCCUUGAACCAGCAGAGACUUUUGGUUUCAAAUGCAAACCAGACAGUAGCUGAACGAUCAGACCGAUCGGGGACUGACCGAUCAGUAGCAGGGGGUGGAACCAUGAGUGUCAAUGUCAGAUCGAGAAGGCCUGAUGGACAGUGCACAGUGACAGAGGUUUGAACACCGUCUCCAGUGCCACACUCGAGGGUGAGAUGGAUACCUGUAAAUUUCUGCCCACAUAACAUUAUACUCAUCCUUAGUAGUGCAUUGUGGGAGUUGGGGUGGGAAGGGAUAUGGGAAGGACAGACCUGAAAUUAAAAUGUCUAACAUGU